AUAGGGAAAUAAAAACAAGUGAUUGGAUAAUGUUUGUUUGUUGAUUUCGCGGAUUUAAGUUGGUAAUUUAGAGAACAUUUCGUUGGUGUGGUGGAGUGGCUGUUUUGGGUUGGCGAAUUUAUUUUUUUAUAAGUUCACCUUAUCGAGUGGCCACAGCAUGCCCCACUUCAGCCCCCUCCCCUGCCACGCCGGCGACAAAUAGACAGUGGAGCAAAGGAGACAAAAACAAGUGCAUCGCGUUUGGCGAGAGCAGCAUCAUCGUACAUAUUUCGUUUCGCAUCUCGCAUCAUCGAAAUUAAUCAAGUGAAUUUCACAUUCACAUUCGCGUGCUGCUGCCAAAGGGAACAACAACAAGUGAUGGCGCAGCGGAAGUAACUGUCGCCCAAAAAGGACAUCGAGCAUAAAGCAGAAGAAGAAGAGGAGCAGGAAACACGCCCAUCGGCAGGACGUAAAGAAGACGGCCACACACAUACAUACAUAUGCAAACGUCCUUGGCUCGUGGACGUCAAGUGGAGGAAGUGGAGGAGGCAGCAGGACGAAGAAGAAUAGGUGACGUCUGAAACAACAAACAACAGGAACACGAUACAACAACACAACAGCAGCAGCAACGACGACAGCAACAACAACAACAACCGACAAACGCAAUUACAGUAAAAGGUGCGCCCCAAAAGAUGGCGACAGCAGAGGCAGCAGCAGCAGAAGCAGGAGGAGCAAGUGGCCCCAGUGUAGCAGCAGGAUCAGCAGGAGGAGGUGGAGGUGGAAGCAGUGACAUCGGUUUGGGCAUCGGCAUAGGCAUCGAGAUGCUGAAGGCCCUGUACGAUUUCCAGGCGGUCUAUCCCAAGACCAUUAGCUUCGAUGAGGGCGAGUACUUCAUCCUCUACCAGACAUCCGCCCGCCAGCGCAAUUGGUGGCAAGUGGUCAGCAUGAAGGGCAACAUUGGCUUUGUGCCCUCCAAUUACGUAAUGAAGAUUAAGGUGGAGCACGACUUUCUCAUCAGCUUUCUGAACUCCUCGAUAGAAUCACUGGAGAAGUGCACGGAUCAUGAGAUCAAUGGCAUCAUGUCCAAGGACGAACUGCUGGACAGGCUGCGCGAGAAGAAGCACACCAUGGAGCGACUCUACGCGGAGAGUUCUGAGCGCGAUGGCGACUCAUCGCUGUCCUAUUCGCAGAGCUACAGCGACAAGGGCAGCCACCGGCACUCGCAUCCCCAUCCCACCCAAUCCCAGACGCAGCUCCAUUCCCAGCAUCGCCAGCACAGUCCACCGCCCAGCGGCAGUGGUGGUGGCCCCCAGCGCCUGGACAUGAGCAAGAAGAGCAUGUCCAGUCCGGCGGUGGGCUCUUCAUGUGGUGCGCUCCAAAAUCAGGGCAUGAUUGAGUCGCCCAGCAUGGGCAGCAUGCAGUUCCAGGGCAGCAGCUGCACCAUCCAGACGCCGCAGCAGCAACAGCCGCUACCAGCACCGCCAGCACCAGCUCCAUCGCCAUCACCAUCGCCAGCUCCAGCCACGCCCACGGCGGCCGCAUCGAGCAAAGCAGCCGCCGGCGGGGAUGUGGCGCAGGACAAUAGCAUUACGUCGGAGCCGUCGGAGACGACAACGACCACUACGACGACCAGCGAGGAUGUGGUCACCACAUACAAGGAGACCAGUCAGAUGAGCACCAGCCAGCAGAACAAGCCUGCGAAUGGCAGCACUGCCUCAGCAUCCAUUUCCGCAUCCGCCUCGGCUUCGGCUUUGCGCAGCAGCGGCGGGAAUGGCCAUGGCAAUGGCAACGGGAGUACGGCGGCCCUGCACCAGGAGCUGCAGCAGGAGGAGGCGGACAGUGCGCCGGACAAGUCGGAUGAUGCCAGCGCCGUGCCGAGUGAUGAUGGCUGCCAGGCCAAUGGGGAUAGUGCGGAUAAUAGUCAGGCACUGGAUAGCAUCGAUAGCCCGUCGCAUCGGCAGCGCGGUCUCAGUCUGGGCAGGAUCGAGGAGGGAGCCACGGGCGGGGGUCAGCUGAAGGUUGAGUCCUCCGACGUCUAUCAGAUUGUGGACGCACUGCGUCGGAACACUAACCUCAGCUUCGAUCUCUCCUGCGAGGCGUUGCGCGUGGUGCUGACCAGCCUGGAGCAGCUUUACAAUGGGGCCAUCAAUCCGUACCUGGAGGCAGUGGCUGUCCAUGUCACCGGUAAGGUGGCCACGCCCAAGGAACUGCUGGGCAUCACGCACGACGCCAAGCGGCUGCAGUACCUCUUCGCCCAGCUGGCCGACUGCAAGAACGACACGGAGCAGCGCACCUGGAUGCUCUACGAGGACGAGGAGGACAUCAUUCAGUUCCUUGAGGAGCUCGUCGAGAUUCUGAUCAACGCUGAUGAGAGCAUUAGUUGCUACGAGAUGUCCUGCGAUCAGUACCAGAUGUUCAUCAACCUGGUGCAAUACUAUCAGAUGGAGACGCGCUGGUCCAUCAAGCGACUGCUGCUCAAGACCUUCACAGCCGCUUGCCAUCUGGACUACAUCAUUGUGGACAUACUGCUGACCUCGGUGCUGCCCCUGGAGAUUGUGGAGGACAUGAAGACGCACUUCUCCAAUCUGGAUCGCUUCAAGCAGCUGGUCAAGAUGCUGACCAUCAUCUUCUCACUUGGGCAGCCCAUGCCGGUUAAUCAUCAGGACUAUUUGGGUGUUCACUUUGCCAGCUUUCUGCUGGAAAUUGUCGAGGGAAAUAAUCCAGAGCUCCUGGUGGACAUGGUUAUUGCCUUGAUAUUAGCCUUCAACCAGCAAUUCAGCGAGCACACCUUUAAUGUUAUCAUCGAGGGUAUGCAGAAUCUGCCCUCCGCCAAGGUGUUCACGGAGAAACUACUGCUACUGCUCAAUCGAGAAGAUGAUCCAACCCGCUUGCUAAAGCAUCCUAACGAGCACAUGAACACGGUGCUGCGAAUGUUCAUCGACAUAUUCAGCCAUUCGGACACGGCGGGUAUGUUCUACACGAACGACAUCAAGGUGCUGAUCGAUAUAGUGGUUCGCCAGCUCUCCGAUUUGGAUGCCGGCAGUUCGACGCGACCCUGCUACUUGGAGCUGUGCCGACGCAUCCUGCGCAACACGAAUUACCAGGAGCACCAGCACCGCAAGCACGACCUCAUGAAGAUCUUCACGCGCAUCUUCUGCGAGGAGACCGAGUGCAGUGCCUCCGAUCAGCAGUUGGUGCGGGAAAUAGCCAACGAGUUCCCGCAGCUGUUCAAGGCCUAAAACUGCAUAGCCCCAAAAAUACGAAAACAAAAAAAAACAAAACCCAAACCAAAAUACGGAGGGAAACCAAAAUUGUAAAGCGUUGCUAGUGAGGCGAGCCGUUUAAAGCGAGCCAACCGUAAAUUCUUAAAUUAUUUUAAAUUUGAUCAGUAAAUUGUUACGCAUUUGUUUAGCGUCUCGGUCUCCAGAUAGCCCUCAGAACUCAGAAGAAAGCAUUUCGAUCCACUAUACCGGAUCGAAAGGGAACACACAGACACACACACACGGCGACUCUACAUAUAUCUUAUGAACAUAGUCUGUAAGCAGGACAAAUGUACUAGUUGCAUGUGGAGUAGAUGCAACCUCAUAGAGCUGAUACCCAAUAGCGAUAUCUGCGUAUCCGUAAAACAUCUAGGCGAAAGAAAUGGAAUAGUAUAACACUAAAUUAUCCCCAAUUUAGGAUGAUUUCACUAAUUUAGAAUUUAGCCAGGGACAAUUUUAGCCAGAAACAGAGUCAGAGAUCAGCCUCACUUUUAAAUUUUUGUAGUUAUAAUUGCCAAUUUAUUUGGUCUUCAAAAUUUUGACAAGAAAAAAAAAACAAAAAGAACGAUAUCGUUCGAAGAAUAAAAUAUUUAUAGCCUAAUUAUACACCUAUAAUGAAAAUAUACAUUCAUGACAGAUGCGGAAUGAAACGUUAAUUGUAAUCUACAAGUAAACAAUUGAUAUAUUAACGAUGUAUGACUAAAUAUUUGCAGCUAGCGAAAUCCAAAUCGAUUCGAAUGUAACGAGCAUAUAAUGUUAAAUUUGUUUAUAUAAUCUAUGAGGAGGAGAACUAGGCCGAACAGGAAAUCAUUGACAAUUGUUAAAGCUCAAAUACAUAUUAAUUGGAGGCUAGGAGGCUGGAAAUUAAAAGGAAACGCUCUGCAGAAAGCAUUGAAAGUAAGGACACCCAUUUGCAUUUCUCCCUCGCUAAAAAAACACACACACAGUGGCGUAGGCAUUUAGGGGGUUCAGAAAACUUCUGUAUUUAUUUAUUAUAUUUUACAAAUAUCUUUUUCUUUUGGAGGUUGACCUUCCGCAUACGCCACUUUUUCUCUAUAGCUCUCUCACUAUUUCUCAAGCUAAUAACAAAACAAAUUUCCCAGCGGAACCUUUGAAAGGAUCCAUACUUUUAGUUAUAUUUAUUUAGUAGUUUGAAAAGAUCUAACUCUUUGCCUUAUUUUUAAGCAGUUACUUUGCAUUUGUACGUUAUUUAGUGAUUAGAUUUGAAAGGGCCUAGGAACCCCUAACCUUUGUAUUUUUUAAAUGGUGAUCCGCUGGGAAUGAUUAUAUCUAUCUCUAUAUAGACACAUACACUCAUCUUACAAACAUAAAUAGUUUUAGACAGAUUUCAUUGGCCUUUAUUUGUUAUUGUUACGUCACAGUUAUCCAACUAAAAAAACAACGAAAUUAAAAUAAAAAAACUAAACAUUUUAACCCAGAGUAGCAAUGAGAUAAUAAAAAUAAGGGCGGAAACCACAUUUGAUCAUUAUUUUUGAUUGGCUUUGGUCACCAAGCUAUCAUUCCAACUUAAUAAAAGCCACUAAAACACAGAAGCAAUAAACUUUUUAAGUUAUCAAGCACGCCAGUUAACAAAAAGUGGCUUUGGAAACACUGCCUGUAGCAUAGGAAGGAAUUUGAAUAUCGCUUUAACCCGGAUUAUAAUAAUAGUUAAUGUAAUUGUAAAAUUGUCGAUUUUGUAAUAAUAUCUCAUGUGAUUUUCCCCUUGGACAAUUGCGAUCUAUUUCCAUGUUUACGUUUGAGAGGUCCUCAUUGUUCAAUUGUUUAAGCAACCAAUUUGAAUCAAAACGCAUAGACGAGCAUGAUAUUAAAACAAUCAUCAAUAUCAAUUCGAAAACUUACCUUUGGAUCCUAUUUUGAAUCUGAGAAUUUGAAAAGCUGCUGAUGCAUGGACGAAUUUAGUUUGCCAAGUCUCAUAACAAAAGGAUAUUUACAAACAGUUAUAAACUAAACUAAAUCAGAAACUAAAAUCAAUAUUAACCACAAAUUGUACCUUUCGAUUUUGAAUUUAAAUAACACUCUCGGUAAUCGCAAUAAAAACCAAAACAAAAACAAUGAGGCAAAAAUGUACACGAAGCUGCAAUAAAAACAAUUAAUGUUUAAAAGUACUACGUUAACAAAAACAAACACGUUUUACGUCAAGCAAAUAGAGCUAAUUUAAAAGAUUGUUAACCUCUCAUUUUUAACACAAAACAGAGAUCCUAAAAACAGAAAACCAAACAAAUUACAAGUUUUAAUAAGCGCAUUCAAAAUGUAACGAAAUGAAAUUGCAAUUGUAAGAAACGAAAAUAAUAAAUAAAACAAUUCAAGUAUA
Molecule: messenger RNA, 5571 nt
Organism: Drosophila subpulchrella
Lineage: Eukaryota; Metazoa; Arthropoda; Insecta; Diptera; Drosophilidae
Product: NCK-interacting protein with SH3 domain
Exons: 10
Coding region: 672-3218 (848 amino acids)
Biological process (GO): endocytosis
Molecular function (GO): protein binding; Arp2/3 complex binding
Source: RefSeq, a predicted model, not a curated record